This is a messenger RNA of Copidosoma floridanum, 2548 nucleotides long. RefSeq lists its product as uncharacterized. Gene Ontology annotation, biological process: circadian rhythm; regulation of DNA-templated transcription. Gene Ontology annotation, molecular function: DNA-binding transcription factor activity; DNA binding. NCBI's taxonomy places the organism in Eukaryota, Metazoa, Arthropoda, Insecta, Hymenoptera, Encyrtidae. The record is from RefSeq and is a predicted model, not a curated record. Gene Ontology annotation, cellular component: nucleus.
UGGACGCCGAUUACAGUUCGAUCGAGCUCUUUGAAUUGAGACGGUGUACGACUUGCGCUUCUUGCGUACUGCACAUUGCAUUAGUCGCUCUUGGUCGGCGCAGCUUGCAGGUCUUGCUAUAGCGCUGAAAGCUCUUCUUGCCGCUACAAACAGUGUGACACAGUUUAUUCAAGAUACAUAUUUUGGUGAAUUUUUUUUUUUUUCUCUUCCGUUAUCCAGUAUCGUCGAUCGCGUUGGAAAAAUCUCACUCGAACUCGGUGUGUGAUUUGCGAUCGGUUCGUCCUCGUUUGGACAGUGCAAGCCCUCGUUUGCUUGGAAAACAAAAAAAAUAAUUUUUUUUCGUUCAGUUUUGAAUAUUACGUUGAAAUUACAUUGUGCUGGUGGACGCAAGGAAAUAUCGUCGUUGAUCCUGGAAUAUUUGGUCGGCGAGUAUAUAAGCCGACGAUCGCGCGUUGGCGCUGCUUCUUUCGCCCGAGGAUCGUAUGACCGAGUGACCGGCAAAAGUGGAUCGCAAGACUUUACCGGCUUCCUUUCUACAGGAACCUUUCAAAAUUGAUGUUCUGAGAAAACAAAUAAUGGUGGCAGAGUUCAUCGCCCGGCAGAGUGGAUCGCCCAUAAAUGGUGAGACGGCGUGUUUGAACAGUAGCGCGAUGCCGGCAUCCCACACGAUGGCCCACGCCGGCCACGGCCACGAGGCCCAUGGCCCCAUGCAGCCCAUGGGACACCCGUCCCACCAUCAAGGCCCCAUAACCAUCCACCACCCCCAGCCCCAGCACCUACACCACCAACAGCACCAGCAACAACAACAGCAACACCAGCAACACCAACAACAGCAACAGCAGCAGCAGCAGCAGCAGCAGCAGCAUCAGCAGCAAUCGUUGGGCAGUGGGGACAGUUACCCGAUAGUGAACAAUUGUAGCAACAGCAACGGUAGCAACGCGAGCAGCAACGGCAGCACCAGCGGCCGGGACUACGCGAGCGAGCAGUUGCGCAAGGAGUUGUUCUCGCAGCGCAAGCAGCGCGAGUUCAUCCCCGACAACAAGAAGGACGACAGUUACUGGGACAGGCGCAGGCGAAACAACGAGGCGGCCAAACGGUCGCGCGAGAAGCGGCGCUUCAACGACAUGGUCCUCGAGCAACGGGUCAUGGAGCUCACCAAGGAGAACCACAUCCUCAAGACCCAGUUGGACGCCAUCCGCGAAAAGUACGGCAUCUGCGGCGAGUCGGUCAUAAGCGCCGAGCAAGUACUCGCCGUCAUGCCAACCGAGCCCACCCUCGUCAAGCGCGCCAAGCUCCAAUCCUCCACGGCCCUCCUCUACGCCCGCACCCCCAGUCCACCCGUCCACGCCUCAGUCAUCCACCAGACCAUCAGCAGCGCCAGCUCCGCGGCCAACGCACCCAGGGCCCGCUCGCCCCGCUCACCCGCCCAGCUCUACGCCCCCGAGACCACCGCCUACCCCGAGACCGAGAGCUUCCAGUACCCCCCGUUCACCCACCCCGCCAUCGGCCACGGCUUCGACACCUCGAGCGCCCUCAACCUGUCGUCCCGCGCCGCCCGGCGCGCCCAAUCUCCCUUCGAGCUCUCCUCGGGCAGUGGCGACGAGAGCGUCCAGAUGGCCGGCAGCCCCACCGCGGCCCUCAUCGUCAGCGCCGCCGCUGCGGCCGUCGCCGCGGUCAGCGUCAACGGGAACAGCCUGCCCCACAAGCUGAGGCACAAGUCGCGCAUCCAGGACAAGGACGCGAGCGCGGCCAGCGCCCUACUGGCCCUCCAGGGUAUCAAGCAGGAGCCGGCGCCGAGGGCGUCGCCACGGGCCUCGCCGCCCUGGGACAACGAGUCGGGCUCGAGCGACGAGCGGGACUCGGGGAUCUCGUUGGGGGCAGAGUGGACAGGCCCGAGCGGGGUGGUGGUCGUGGGCACGCCAGAGAGCGAGCGGGAGGUGAAGAGCCGGCUGGACCGUUUGGCCAGCGAGGUGGCGACCCUGCAGAGUAUGCUGCGUCAGAGCAAGGCGGCCGGUGAGGUCGGGGGUAACGGGGGCGGCUCGGGCGCGCCGUGAGGUGGUCAGCGUUGGGUCAGCGCCCGCCGACGGAGAGACAUCAGACGGGGGAGCACCGAGUCGUGGUUGGCUCGGCUGGCCCCGGCAGUUGGGGUGGAGGCGUACGGCGGUGGUCCGGAGUAGUCGGGGUGCAUCCAAAGACAGAGUGGCCUUCCACGUGGUGCAAACUGCCGAUACGACGGAUCGUUCACGCCUGCUUCCUAUACAAAUCUACGUACAUGUAUAUUCACGUGGCGGGGCUCUCGGGCUUGGUACAGUGGAAUCCCGCGCUUCACCUCUUAUACGCGUACGCAUAUAUUAUAUACACAUACCCAUGUGGCGACGACGCGAAGAGUGGGGCAGGACAAUUUUGCUAAAUAUUAUUCUGUGAUAAGGAUUCCAGCGCCUCGCUUCGGCCCGGGACUAGCUCCUUCACUUUUUGUAUAAAUUAUUGUUAACAUUUCUAUUACUACUACUACUAUUGCUAUUGCUAUCAUUACAUAUGGAUACAUAUA